Molecule: messenger RNA, 9358 nt
Organism: Manis pentadactyla (Chinese pangolin)
Lineage: Eukaryota; Metazoa; Chordata; Mammalia; Pholidota; Manidae
Product: dynein axonemal heavy chain 9-like
Biological process (GO): microtubule-based movement
Cellular component (GO): dynein complex
Molecular function (GO): dynein intermediate chain binding; dynein light intermediate chain binding; minus-end-directed microtubule motor activity
Source: RefSeq, a predicted model, not a curated record
UGCGUCCUCGUCUCUAGGGAAACCGCUGCUGCCCGAGGCAGCCAGAGGCCGCACGAUGCCGAGCGCGGAGGAGCGGGCCGCGCUGGCUGAGGAGAACGCAGAAGACGAAGCCGGCGCCGACCCGCGCCUGCGACUUCUGGGGGCCUACAUGGCCCAGAGCCUGCGACCGGCUGCGGGCGCCUGGGAGCGCUGCGCGGGCACCGCCGAGGCGGAGCGGCUGCUGCACGCCUUCCUGGGCCGCGAUGCUGCGGAGGGUCCGCAGCCGCUGCUGUUGGUACGGCCCGGGCCUGGGGGCCUGGCGCUGCGAUCCGGGCUGGACGCGGGCCCCGACUCUGGCACGCCUCGUGCUAAGGGGCUAUUUUGCCUGCGCACCAGGCCCGAGCCGCCCGGGCCCCACAGACUCCGCGGCUCGGUGCUCUGCGGGGACGUGCCCGCAGCCCCUCUGGAGCACCUGUCCGCGCUCUUCUCCGAGGUGAGGGUGGGUUGGCCCCGCGCUGCUGCAACUGGGGAGGAGAAGGGGGAGGGGCGGGGCCAGGGGAGUGAGGCCAGGAGCCGAGUUUGGGGUGUCCGAGGAGAGCAGGAUGCUCUGGCAGAGGCGCAGGACAUCCACAUGCACCUGAGGCCACUCCACCACCACCUGGAAGCCCUUGAGAGCAUGGAGUUUCCCGAGGUGAAGCCAUGGCUUCAGCCUCUGCUCCACGUAGUCUGUCUCAUUUGGGCCACGUGUGAGUCCUACGACUCCCCAGGGCGGCUCAUGGUGCUGCUCCAGCAGACCUGCAACCUUCUCAUCCAGCAGGCCUCUAAUUAUCUCAGCCCAGAAGACCUCUUGAGAAGUGAGGUGGAAGAAAGUCAGAGGAAACUGCAGGUCAUCGUGGACACCUUGAACUUCUUCAAGCAGGUGUUUCAGGACCGAAGGGAGAAUCUCCAUACUUACUUUAAAGAGAACCAGGAAGUGAGGGAGUGGGACUUCCCAUCUGCUUUGGUCUUUGUGCAUGUGGACGGCUUCCUGGGACGACUACUCAUGGUGCAGGAUCUUCUGAACACAACCUUGGACUUCCACAAACUGGGAAAGCUUGAAUUUAGGGGCAUCAGAGGGAAAGCCCUGAGUCAGCAGAUUCAGCAAAUGUACGAGGAAUUUGAAGAGAUGCACAGGGUCUUCUCAGAAUCUUAUGACUGCUUGGACCCCCAAAGCACGGAAUUUGAAAAUGAUAUGUCUGAAUUUAACCAGAGAGUAGAAGAACUCGACCAAAGCCUGGGGACUAUCUUUAUUCAAGCCUUCGAUGACGUGCCCAGUUUGGAGCAUUCCUUUAAGCUCAUAGACAUAGCAGGAAAGCUCCUUGAAAGACCACCAGUAGCACAGGAUGUAGCCGAUAAAUACCUGGUGCUCAUCCAAAUGUUCAACAAAGACCUGGAUGCAGUGAGAAUAAUCUACAGUCAGCAUGUCCAGGAGGGGGCAGAAUUCGGGUUCUCCUCAGUGCACAAGAACAUGCCCACUGUGGCUGGGGGUCUCUGCUGGGCGCAGGAGCUCAGACAGUGCAUUCAGGGACCCUUCACCAACUUUGGAUCCAUCACACAUCCUUGCAUGGAAUCAGCUGAAGGAAAGUGCAUGAUACAAAAAUAUGAAGCCAUGCUCUCCUUGCUGGAAAAAUAUGAGACAAGUCUUUAUGAUGAUGGUCAGAUGGUAUCAGAGAAGUCACAGUACAAUCUUUCCCAGCCACUUCUGCAACGUGACCCAGAGACGAAGCAGAUCACUGUCAACUUUAACCCACAGGUAACCACAUUCUUUCUCCUGCUGAUUUCAGUGCCGAAAGAAAUGAGUUAUCUUGAACCCAGGCAGAUGAAGCACAUCCCCGAGAUGGCAGCAGCCAUCUUCUCUUCCAGGGAAUUCUAUCGGCAGCUUGUGGCUAACUUGGAGCUAAUGGUCAAUUGGUACAACAAGGUUUUGAAAAGUCUGCUAGAGGCAGAAUUUCCAUUAGUGGAGAAAGAGCUGCAAAAUACUGAUCUCUGCCUGAGAGCUGCAGAGGAGACUCUCAACUGGCAAACGGAAGGUAUUUGGUAUUAUGUCAGUCAAAUCACCAAUAAUAUUCAUGAUCUUGAACAAAGAGUUCAGAAAACUAAAGACAAUGUGGAAGAUAUUCAAAACAUCAUGAAAACAUGGGUGUCUCCAAUAUUUAAGAGAAAAGAUGGAAAAAAGGAAUGCCUUCUUUCCAUGGAUGAUCAGCAUGAUCGAGUGCAAAAAUCUUAUAGUCUCAUCAAAGAAUCUGGCCUUAAGAUACACACCCUUAUUCAGGAAAACCUGGGUCUGUUUUCAGCAGACCCAGCCUCUAAUAUCUGGAAGACUUACGUUAAGUACAUCGAUGACAUGUUGCUGGAUGAAUUCUUUCUAGCCAUUGAGUGCUCCCUCAAGUACCUCCUGGAAAAUACUGAAUGUCGAGCAGGACUCACCCCGAUAUUCGAAGCACAGUUGAGCUUAGCAAUCCCAGAAUUAGUUUUCCAUCCGUCCCUGGAGUCUGGAGUGAAGGGUGGCUUCCACGACAUUGUUGAGGGUCUUGUUACCAGCAUUUUUGGAAUAUCGUCUUUGGUGCCACGGCUUUCACCACAAAACGGCUCUCCCCACUACCAGGUUGAUGUGGAGGGCAUGGCCUGUUUGGCCAGCAUGAGGAGCACCCUCAUGGAGAGGUUUCAGAGCAUGAUGGCCCUCUGCUGCAGCUAUGAGAACACCUUCAGUCAGUAUUCCUACCUCUACAUGGAGGACCGGAAGGAGGUCCUGAGUCUGUUCUUGUUGUAUGGGCGUGUCCUCACACCCGAGGAAAUUGAAGCCCAUGCAGAAGAUGGCAUCCCAGAGAACCCUCCCCUCCUCCAUCAAUUUAAAGCGCAGAUUGACUCCUAUGAAAAGCUCUGUGAAGACAUGUGCAGGCUGGAGCCCAUCAGGGUGUUUGAGAGCUGGAUGAAAAUUGAUGUGUGACCCUUUAAAGCAUCUCUACUGAAUGUAAUUAAGAAGUGGAGCCUCUUGUUCAAGCAGCAUCUUGUUGACUAUGUCACCGACAGCUUGGCUGACCUUGAAGUGUUCAUAAAAAAUAGUGAGAGUGGCUUGCUCAAGGAAGUUGAAAAAGGCGAUUUUAAAGGAUUGGUUGAGAUUAUGGGACACCUUAUGGCUCUUAAAGAAUGGCAGGGCAGCACUGAUGAGAUGUUUGAGCCCUUAAAGCAAACUAUUGAAUUGCUGAAGACCUAUGAACAAGAAUUGCCAAAAACGGUGUUUAAGCAGCUGGAGGAGCUGCCUGAGAAAUGGAACAACAUAAAAAAGAUGGCCAUUGCUGUGAGUCAGCAGGUGGCCCCACUGCAAGUGAAUGAAGUGAGCAUCCUCCACCAGUGGUGCACAGCCUUUGAUGCUGAACAGCAGCGGUUCUGCGAGUGAUUCCACCAAGAAGCUCCCUUCAGAUUUGACAGCAUUGACCCUUAUCAAAUGCUGGAUGCCUGGCACACUAAGAUCCAGCAGUUGGAAUUGACCAUGGCCUCCACUGCCGAGUCUGCCAGCCUGUUUGAGGUUAGCGUUCCAGACUACAAGCAGCUAAAACAGUGUAGGAAGGAGGUCUGCCAGCUGAAGGAGCUCUGGGACACCGCUGGGGUGGUGACCUCCAGCAUCCGUGCCUGGGAGACCACCAUGUGGAGGGAUAUCAAUGUGGAGGCCAUGGACGUGUAGUGCAAGCAGUUUGCCAGGCACAUCCGGAACCUUGACAAGAAAGUCAGGGCCUGGGAUGCCUUCACGGGCCUGGAAAGCACUGUGCUGAACACUCUGACCUCGCUGAGGGCCGUGGCUGAGCUCCAGAAUCUGGCCAUCCGGUGGUGGCACUUGGGGCAGCUGAUGCAGGCCACGGGUGUGAGCUUCACUGUGGGCGAGGGCACGAUACUGGCACAGCUCCUGCAGCUCCAGCUGCACCGCUUUGUGGACGAAGUCUGGGGCAUUGUGGACAAAGCAGUGAAGGAGAUGGGGAUGGAGAAGACCUUGAAGGAGCUGCAGGCCACCUGGGCCAGCAUGGAGUUCCAGUACGAGCUCCACUUGCGGACCAAUGUCCCCCUGCUGCGGUCGGAUGAAGGCCUCAUUGAGGUCCUGGAGGAUAACCAAGUGCAGCUUCAGAACCUGAUGACGUCCAAGUAUGUUGCUUUCUUCCUAGAGGAAGUGUCGGGCUGGCAGAGGAAGCUGUCUACAGCCGAUGCUGUCAUCGCCAUCUGGUUUGAUGUGCAGCACACAUGGUCUCAUCUGGAGAGUAUAUUCAUUGGAUCUGACGAUAUCUGGGCUCAGCUGCCCCAGGAUUCUAAAAGAUUUGAAGGCAUUGACAUUGACUUCAAGGAGCUAGCUUAUGAUGCUCAGAAAGCUCUGAAUAUAGUGGAAGCCACCAUCAAAGCAGGUCUUUAUGAAAAACUGGAAGAUAUUGAGAGCAGAUUAUACCUGUGUGACAAAGCCCUGGCAGAGUACCUGGAUACCAAAAGGCUUGCCUUCCCUAGGUUUUACUUUCUCUCUUCUUCUGAUUUGUUAGACAUCCUUUCCAACGGCACAGCUCUACAACAGGUUCAACGCCACCUUUCCAAACUCUUUGACAAUAUGGCCAAGAUGCAGUUCCAGCUAGAUGCCAGUGAGAAACCAACCAAGAUAAGUAUUGGCAUGUACAGCAAGGAAGAAGAGUAUGUGGCCUUCAGUGAGCCUUGUGACUGUAGUGGUCAGGUGGAAAUAUGGUUGAACCACGUGCUUGCUCAUUUGAAGACCACCGCAAGGCACGAGAUGACAGAAGGUGUAACUGCAUAUGAAGGAAAGCUGAGGGAGCAGUGGCUCUUUGACUACCCAGCUCAGGUAGCCCUGACCUGCACUCAGAUCUGGUGGACCACAGAGGUGGGCAUUGCAUUUACCAGGCUGGAGGAAGGCUAUGAGAAUGCCAUGAAGGACUAUUACAAGAAGCAAGUGGCCCAGCUCAAAACCCUCAUCACCAUGCUGAUUGGCCAGCUCUCCAAGGGGGACUGGCAGAAGAUCAUGACCAUAUGCACCAUUGAUGUGCAUGCCCGGGAUGUGGUGGCCAAGAUGAUUGCUCAGAAGGUGGAUAAUACCCAGGCCUUCCUCUCGCUGUCCCAGAUGUGGCACCGUUGGGAUGAUGAGGCCAAGCACUGCUUCGCUAACAUCUGUGAUGCCCAGUUUCAAUAUUCCUAUGAAUACUUGGGAAAUACACUUUGCCUGGUGAUCACGCCGUUGACAGAGGGCGACGAUCUGGAGGCUGGGGUGGUAGAUGUGGACAAGAAAGAAAGAGAGGCUCAGAAAGCUCCCAUGAUACCUAGUGACUAUGGAAGGCAUGGGCGGUGGAAGAGGGAGGCGCUCAAGAAGAGAGUGGGGCUGCACUCAAGGACCCACACAUCCCCUUUACCGCAGGAUUUCUAUGUGGGGCUGUCAGCCCAGAAGCUCACCAUCGAAUGGCAAGGAACACACAGCCUAGUUUAUGGUGCCGUGUCUUGCGGCAACAUCUACAAGGGCCUGGCUCAGACAGGUGCCUGGGGCUGUUUUGAUGAGUUUAAUCAAAUCUCCGUGGAAGUCUUGUCAGUGGUGGCCGUGCAGGUUUCUAGCCUUCAGAAUGCAAUUCAAGAUAAGAAGCAGCAGUUUGGCUUCCUUGGGGAGGAAACUAGCCUGAACCCCUCUGUGGGUAUCUUCAUCACCAUGAACCCUGGCUACACUGGCCGCACAGAGCUGCCGGAGAACCUCAAGGCCCUCUUCAGGCCUUGUGCGAUGGUUGUUCCCGGCUUUGAGUUGAUAUGUGAGAUCAUGCUGGUGGCAGAAGGAUUCACUGAAGUCCGGUUAUUAGCCAGAAAAUUCAUCACUCUCUACCAGUUGUGCAAAGAGCUUCUCUCCAAACAGGAUCACUACGACUGGGGCCUGCAUGCCAUCAAGUCUGUGCUGGUGGUGGCAGGAUCCCUGAAGUGAGGGGACACUGACCGGCCCGAGGACCAAGUCCUCAUGUGCUCCUUGCAAGACUUCAACAUCCCCAAGAUUGUGACUGACGACAUGCCAGUGUUCAUGGGCCUGACUGGGGACCUCUUUCCUGCCCUGGACGUCCCUCGGAGGAGAGACCUCAACUUUGAAGGUUUGGUUAGGUAGGCGGUGGUGAAUCUGAAGCUCCAGGCUGAAGACAACUUUGUGCUCAAGGUGGUCCAGCUGGAGGAGCUCCUGGCAGUGCGGCACUCAAUGUUCGUGGUGGGCAGUGCUGGUGCCGGCAAGUCCCAGGUGCUGAGGUCCUUGCACAAGACCUAUCAGAUCAUGAAACGCCGCCCCGUCUGGACUGACCUCAACCCCAAAGCCGUCACAAAUGAUGAGCUCUUUGGCAUCAUCAAUCCAGCCACAUGAGAAUGGAAGGAUGGAUUGUUCUCUUCCAUCAUGCGGGAGCUUGCCAACAUCACCCAUGAUGGGCCCAAGUGGAUCUUACUGGAUGGUGACAUAGAUCCAACGUGGAUAGAGUCUCUCAACACUGUCAUGGAUGACAACAAGGUGCUGACCCUAGCCAGCAAUGAGAGGAUCCCUCUGAAUCCCACUAUGUGGCUCCUCUUUGAGAUCAACCACCUGUGCACGGCUACCCCAGCCACUGUCUCCAGAGCAGGGAUCCUGUACAUCAACCCAGCAGACCUGGGGUGGAACCCUGCAGUGAGCAGCUGGAUCGACAAGAGGGAAAUCCAGACAGAGCGAGCCAACCUAACCAUUCUGUUUGACAAGUAUCUUCCAACCUGCUUAGACACACUCAGAAUCAGAUUUAAGAAGAUAAUUCCUAUCCCAGAGCAGAGUACGGUGCAGAUGUUCUGCCACCUUCUUCUCCUGACCAAGGAGGACACCCCUGUAGACUGCCCCAAGGAAACCUAUGAGCUGUAAUUUGUGUUUGCUGCCAUCUGGGCAUUUGGUGGAGCGAUGGUCCAAGAUCAGCUUGUGGGCUACCUGGAAGAAUUCAGCAAAUGGUGGCUGACAGAGUUCAAGACAGUCAAGUUUCCUUCCCAGGGAACCAUCUUUGACUACUACAUAGACUCAGAAACCAAGAAAUUUGAGCCUUGGUCCAAGCUCAUCCCCCAGUUUGAAUUUGAUUCCGAGAUGCCUUUCCAGGCUUGUUUGGUGCACACGAGCGAGACCAUCCGAGUGUGCUACUUCCUGGAGCAGCUUAUGGAGCAGCGGUGGCCAGUCAUGCUGCUGGGGACUGCGGGCACCGGCAAGUCAGUGCUGGUGGGAGCCAAGCUGGCCAGCCUCGAUGGCGAGCAGUGCCAGGUGGAAAACGUGCCCUUAAACUACUACACCAUGUUGGCAAUGCUGCAAGCUAUCCUGGAGAAGCCUCUAGAAAAGAAGGCUGGCAGAAAUUAUGGCCCCCCAGGCAACAAGAAGCUUAUCUAUUUCAUCGAUGACAUGAACAUGCCCGAGGUUGAUGCCUAUGGGACUGUGCAGCCACACAUGGUCAUCAGGCAGCAUCUGGACUAUGGCCACUGGUAUGACCGUAACAAGCUGUGCCUAAAGGAGAUCAUGAAUGUACAGUAUGUUUCCUGCAUGAACCCCACUGCAGGCAGCUUCACCAUCAACCCACGGCUUCAGUGCCAUUUCAGUGUGUUCAUCCUCUCCUUUCCAGGAGCAGACGCCCUGUCCUCCAUCUAGAGCACCAUCCUGAGUCACCACCUAAAGCUUGGAAACUUCCCAGCAUCCCUGCAGAGGUCCGUCCCCCCACUGAUCGACCUCAUCCUUAACUUCCACCAGAAGACUGCCACCACGUUCCUCCCCACAGCCAUCAAAUUCCACUACAUCUUCAAUCUCAGAGACUUUGCCAACAUUUUUCAGGGCAUUCUCUUUUCCUCAGUGGAAUGUGUAAAAUCCACACAGGACCUAGUAAAGCUCUGUGUGUAUGAAUCAAAUUGGGUUUAUCGGGAUAAGAUGGUGGAAGAGAAGGACUUUAAUCUUUUUGAUAAAAUCCAGACAGAAGUGGUCAAGAAAAUUUUUGAUGGUAUAGAAGGGACUGUGGAGCAGACAUGAAGCCAGAACAUGUAUUGCCAUUUUGAAAAUGGCACUGGUGAGUCCAAGUACCUACCGGUACAGUCGUGGGAACUUCUGACCCAGACUUUGGUGGAAGCCCUGGAGAACCACAAGGAAGUCCACACAGUGAUGGACCUGGUGCUCUUUGAGGAUGCCGUGCGCCAUGUCUGCCAUAUCAAUCGUAUCCUGGAGUCCCCCUGGGGAAAUGCUCUCCUGGUUGGUGUAGGUGGGAGCGGCAAGCAGAGUCUGACAAGGCUUGCGGCCUACAUCAGCUCCAUGGAUGUAUUCCAGAUCACGCUGCGGAAUUGCUACCAGAUCCCAGACUUCAAGGUGUACCUGGCCAGCUUGUGCCUGAAAGCCGGGGUAAAGAAUAUCAGCACAGUGUUCCUCAUGACUGAUGCCCAAGUGACUGAUGAGAAUUUCCUUGUGCUCAUCAAUGAUCUCUUGGCAUCUGGAGAGAUCCUAGAUCUCUACUCUGAUGAUGAAGUCGAGAACAUCAUAAACCAUAUGGGGAAUGAAGUCAAGAGCCAAGGUCUGAUUGACAGCAGAGAGAACUGCUGGAAGUUCUUUAUUGGUUGGGUCCAACGACAGCUGAAGGUGACUCUCUGUUUCUCCCCUGUGGGGAACAAGCUGAGGGUCCGCAGCAGGAAGUUCCCAGCCAUUGUGAACUGCACAGCCAUCGACUGGUUCCAUGAGUGGCCUCAACCUGCACUGGAGUCUGUCAGCCUCUGCUUCUUGCAGAACACAGAGAGCAUUGAGCCCAAGGUCAAGCAGUCAAUCAGCAAGUUCAUGGCUUUUGUCCACACAAGUGUCAACCAAACGUCCCAGUCUUACCUGAGCAACGAGCAGCGCUACAACUACACUAAUCCCAAAUCAUUUCUGGAGUUCAUCAGACUCUACCAGAGCUUGCUGCACAGCAACGGGAAAGAGCUCAAGUCCAAGAUGGAGCGGCUGGAGAAUGGGCUGCUGAAGCUCCACAGCACGUCUGCCCAGGUGAGCCUUAGCCGUCAAUCUCUGCUGCCUGCAGAGGGCCGAGGGGGAGUGGGGGCUGCCCCUUUCCAGACAACUGGAGGGAUCACAACCGAGGUCCCAACAUCAUUCAAUGGUCUUCCAGAGAAACAGGACCAAAAGUUACAGCUGAGCUCCCCCAGCAGCUGGGCGUGCCCUCGACUGUGGUCAGCUCUGCUGUCUUCCACUGACGCGAGAAUCCCGAUCCCCUGAAGCACCUUUCUCCCUCUUCACCAUUUCCUCCCAUUCUGCUACUUCCUUUUCCUCUCCACCAACUUCCCUUCCAUCUUCAAAACCAAAAAAGAUGACUGGUUGGGAGAA